Molecule: messenger RNA, 3018 nt
Organism: Aphanomyces invadans
Lineage: Eukaryota; Oomycota; Saprolegniomycetes; Saprolegniales; Verrucalvaceae
Exons: 7
Coding region: 1551-2183 (210 amino acids)
Source: RefSeq, a predicted model, not a curated record
GUGUUCCGAAGGGAUCGCGCCGUUGAGAACUUAACGGAGGUCACGCUGAGCAGCUAGCUUGGCAAGCGCUCAACCUGCGCUCCACUCACUCGAGUUCACAGUCCAGCCGAACGCAACCACCAUUCACAGCGCCGUGCAUGCCUACGACUCAAGAUCCCGCCUUGCUGAUGGCCGGCGUUCAGUGGAGAGGAGCACGGAACAGGGCGCACCAACCACGAGCAAUUCACGUUUCACGAGUUCUAACGUAGCCCAAGGCAUGCGACUUCGAUGGCCAACUACUUUUCGACGUGCAAUGCGAGGGCAGUCCAUGAGCUUCACCAUGGAGGAGCUACUCUGGUGCCGAGGACACCAACUAAGACGUCAAAGAAAAUGCAUGUUCAAUGGAGAGCCCACUGCGAUGCCCAGCUAAGUCAGUAAGCGUGGAUGAUGCUCUUGGCCGCCUCGAGAGUCUUGAGCUGGUUCGUCAAGGUAUGAUACCGCUCGACAUCGGCGAUGUUGUCCGUGAUAACGCGUUCGAGAACGCCGUCCGUCGUUUCCGACGCUUGGUUGUACACAGCGGACAAGAACGGCUUGACGUAGUUCGAUUCAAGCUCCAUCGGGACGACAUCGAUAAACCGCUUGGAUCGCGAGAUACAACUCUUUCGCGUACUGGUCGUUGGUGGAAUUUGCACCGAUGCCCGUGUGGGUCUUCAGCAUCGCCUUCACAACUCCCAUCGGGACACGGGCGGCGUCGUCGUCGCCCAUAGGUAGAUGAAGCUGCCCCAAGAGUCCCAUGCAAGGACCGGCCAAAACGAGGUGUGUUUCAAAUUACCUUCCCGUCAUGACGUCGAGAGCGUCGAGCAUGGCUGCGUUCGCAUUUGGUACAUCGCCAUCGUCAGCUCGUUGUUCAUCGUGUACGGACGGCUCUCUGUCUCGAGCACCUUGUCGAGCUUAACCAACGUUCAAGUGGCAAGUUGCGCCAGAGUGCCAUUGGCAAGUUGCCGCAAGUGACUCUCCAAAGUGGGUUUCGUCUUGGCGGACCGAAUGACGCGAGUGAUAAAGCCAUUCAAGAGCUUUUGAUAUGCCUCGAACAGCUUGAGCAUGGGGUGCAGCCACUUGGUCACAUACGGCGUGAGCGCAGCCGUCGUUACUGCCGCUGCGGCUGACGUCGGCUACUUGAUCCACCUCCCAAUGGAUGCUGUCCAGCUCACUUCGACGUAGUCGCCGACAGCUACGAUGCGCUUGGAAGUGUCGACUUCGGCCGCAUCCACGACGGAAAUGUUCUCGAUCGCCGCUUGAAACUCCGCCUCGGCCAGUCGUUCGUGUGCACGCAACUUGUUGCUGCCAGCGUCGUCGUCGAAGAACUUGUUGUGCACGGCUGGCGAAUCCAUCGGCUCCCCGAGGACGCGCACCUUGGUCUAGCAAGCCUCGAGUUGGGCGAGGAUCUCGUUCAUGACCGUCGACAGCGCCUUGCACACGGUGUCCAUCAACAGCGCUGUCAACUUGACCGCCAAACGUGUCGUCCCACCCAACGCCGGGUCCACUUGAGACCACACGAGUUGGGCUUGGUGAUGAUAGAGAUCGUGCGCGUGCCGUCGGGGUCAGCGUCGUCGGCCGCUUGGAAAAUGGCUGUGCUAUCGACGCCCGCGGGAACGACGGCCAAGAUGCAUGUUCGAUCUUGCACCAAAUGCCGAUGGACGAACGCGUCCACGCGGUUGAUCAUGGCUCCGUCCUCGUUGUCACCGACAAACCGGACGAGCCCCGGGAAAUCGGUUAAGGUAAGGUCGGGAAAGUCUGGGCCGUGCAACUGGAUCUCGAUCCGGUCGUCGCUGAUCGUCUGUCCUUCGUCAACACGCUGCUGGGUGAGGUGUUCGAUGGCCGCCGUGACCUCUUCAACAGCAUGGAUUGGUGUCGGCGGCGAUGACCGCCGGCUUGAAGCGCAACAAACGCACAGUUCCCGAGACCGUCGUGGCUUGUGUAAGAAUGAGCCGUGUCGGGCAUCGUGUUGUGAGGGUGCCCGCAGACGGAAACGGGAUCCAGGACAACGCCGACAGCACGGACGACAUGCCACUGGACGUGGCGUCGUCCAUGACAGCAAUCUGCGGCAGUUCAAUGUACUUGUCCAACCCCACGGCCCGCAACCGCUGGAUCAAGUGGCGAGUUUCGCGCUGGGUCAACUUGGCAACCAACAUGGCGGCGCUUGACGACGGCAUCGGCAAAUUCGACAAUGAAUCCCUUUGGCGCGCGAACGCGGCUUGGCCGCGCACCGUGCAUGGGCCGCGUGGAAUCAUUCGUGCACAGGUAUGCUCUCGAUGGCCUCGCUACGUACGAAAGCUCGAGGGGGAGAUCUCGUCUGCACACCACAAGUCAGAAGCGAGCGAAUGCACACGCACAUCCUCUUGAAUAAUGCAGCACGGACGACAAUGUGAUAAAGCCGAUCGACUUGUUGGUCUCGGCGCGGUCUCGCACCAGUGCGCAUCACGGUGGAUGGCCAUGCCACGUAUCCCAGGCGAAUGAGAUUAUCCAAGCUUCUUGUGUGGAUUAGAGUCAAGUCCAGGAGACGACGAGUGAAUUGGAGUUCAUUGCGGACUCGCUUAACGCGGCGGCGCGUAACCUUGCAACAUCGAGGAGAGGCUGGUACUGUUCACGGAGGCUUGCGUCGGCAGCAAGAACCGCUUGCAUGGGACCGGGAACAUUCGUGGGUGUCGGCGACGACCCCGAUGAGGAAACGUUUGCGUUGCUCGCGACGAGACUGACGCAAGGGGCGAUGACGGUUGGAGGGCCACCGCCAAAGACGAGAAGGGGAAGUGCGAAAUUAGCUCAACUGUGUUGGCGUCGGUGAGACCCAACGUGGCGAAAGGCGCGGCCGAGGCGGCCUCAUGCUCAAGCCGACAGGCGUACAGAGCGCAUAAGCCAUGGUAGCCAUACCAUCGCCCAACAUAUCCAACGGCACGCACACACGUGCCCAAAACUUGGACGAUGGAAUCGUGGAAUGGAAGCACGAGUCGUUCUCCGUGCAGCAGUGCGCAAAGAUGGGAC